AUGGCUUCCAUAUCACUUUCAACCGUUCAGGCUCAGCCGUUGCCUCAGGACUCUUCACGGUCUUCGUACGAAUGCCAGAACCACUUGCGACUGUCAACAACAGCUCCAAUGCCUAACCCGCCUUUCAUUUUCCCCCAACGCGAUCCUCCUCCUUCAAAAGCUACCUCUCGUCAUUCUCUCCUUGCUCCGCUUCCUGCGUUUUCAUUUCCACAGGCACCCGAUCCCACUGCUUCUACUGUUCCAUCGCUACCAACUAUGCCACAUUCACGUCCCGUUGGCCAUCGUCGACGGCCAAGUGAAUUCAAUGGCAGCCAGAGUGUGCCGACAUUGGGGCCUCCAAUGUCGGAAGGCAACGUGUUUCCAAUGCUGCCAUCUCUUCCUCCUCCAGGGCCAGGACUCAGUGGUCCUGGUUCUGGGAGACGUGGGCACUCCCAUCGCCGAUCCGCUGCGAUUUCAAGUAUGGAUUUAUCCGCAGUUACCAAGGCAUUUCCUCCAAUGCCAGUGGUCGGGAGUGCACCGGUAACUCCUGCGGAUCUCAAACAACAAUGUGUGUCGAAUGAGGAAGCAGCAAGACCCACCUCUCGUUCGUUCUCUAAACCUACCACUCACUCACCUCCCAUCUCCCCUGGUUUCAGGCUAUCCAGUCCGGAUUCGAGUUCUCAUUCUCCAACCCAAAUGCCAAAAUUAUCUCCCCGUACACAUCGUCCACUCUCGACCAUCCCGUCAGAUGUCAGCAUGCCAACUAUUCGUCAGUACGCCAAUGGAAGCACUCUGUCCUCCACUGCUAACACCCUAACGACCGGUGCGUCACCAACUCGUCCUAAAACUGCUGGAACUUUAUUUGAUAAGAAACCCGAAAACUCAAAGUCGGCAGAUGGAAGUCCACCACAAAAGCGACCACUUUCUGCCUCCGCUUCCGUCGCUGGAUUAAAUAAACCAUUAUCUUAUGACCAUGUGCCAGAACUUCCCCCUCUCAAGAAAAACAUUAUUGAAGCUUACAGCCAAUCCAGUAGCAAGGCCAUGCCAAAGGAUGAUUUUACUCCAUUUCCUGAACUUGAGCCAACUACAUGUAGCUCAGAUCGACCACGAAUUUCUCCAGAUAGGAAAUCAAGCAAGAAACAGAAAAAGGUACGUUCUUGGGCUGGUAUUCUGACGCGAAAAGCAAAGAAGCGUUCGAACUCGAAGAAGCCACAUUCCAAGAGAGCUCCUACUCCGCCUCCAAUUCUUACACGAACAAGCUCUGAAAUUGGAUCGAUGGCCGAAAUCAAUUUUGACGAUGACAAUGUGGUUGUUUUACGGACACCAACGCUACCUGAUGCCCCGCGACAGACAGAAUCUAUUGAAUCUUCUCAAGGCAAAUUUUCACUGGAAUCCUCCUGGAAACCAAGGAGCUUUUACGAGCAAGGAACUGAUUCAGAUAUGCUCAGUCCUGUAAUAGAUUUAGAUGCCGCUCUUGGGCCCUUUAAUACCCCGGAAAUGGGAUCCGACCGUAAGAUUGGAUGUGGAUUUUCAACUGCCACAAAACGAAUGUAUAGUGGUGGCCGGAGAGGUGAAUUCAUUGGACCUGAAAUGCGAUAUCAUCGUCGCGCCGAAAGUGCUCCGGAAAUGCCUCCAUUUGACCGUAGUUCACUUGGGCUUGCAAGAUUUGGAGGAACCUCGACCCUUACGAACCCUGACGUUUUCUAUGAGGAGGAGGAAGACGCAUUCUUGGCUGGAAAUGAUGAUCCCCCAUCUCAGCCAUCUACACCUGUGGCCUCAAACGAUGAAACAAAACCUUUUUUUUGGGGGGGAGAUUUGUCUGUAACGGUUCCUAGUGUGCAUUCGAACAAUAGUAGUAACUCACAGGAACCUGGGCUGGGUAUCCAGGUGAUUGAUUCCGAGGAGUCCCCAGCUGCGGUUGGUGACAUUUCCAAUCAAACAGCUAGCAGUGGCCCAGGGACCUCGCGGGCUGUGGAAUCUCCCAUCAUCCCAUUCACAGAUGCGAUUGGGAUAUCCGGCCAUUCACAGAACCAUUAUCGUUCUGAUGAUAUCGAGAUUUUCGAAACCGAUGAUUGGCCUUCCCCUGCUGAAAAGCACACAAUCUAUCCAGAGAAACGUCCCUCCACCUCACCAGAAUAUGUUUACGUAAUGUCCAGAACUCCAGAACCUGAUCUCCCCGUAUCCAGCGGUAAUUUUCCAUCUCCAAAUUCCACGAAUACCUCACUCGAGGCUCCCCGUCUCCUGACAGCAUCUUCCACACUGACAGAUCGCAAUACAUUCCAUUCCGGCUACAGCAUGGACCAUAUAAUCGAUUAUCGCCAUGACUACCGCCAUGACUCAGUCGAAGACGUCCCGUCAUUGAUAAGUAGUGCCUCCACCACAACGGGUACCAUGUCUCAGUUAUCAUCAAGCUUCUACGCCCGCGCCCCUGGCGAACGGGCCUCGUCAGUCUCCACCUCCAUCCCUGCUUCGCGCAGAACUAGCCGGUCAAACAGCGCCAAACGAUCCAGCCUCGUCAGUCUCUCCAAGCUUAUAAGUGGGAGUGCCGGCGAGAAGAGCAAGCUGAGUUACGAGGAAAAAGCGCCUCGUGAUGAAGUUGAGAAGACUAAGAAAAAGGGACAUCAUCGGAUAAGCCGGUUGAUGCAUUUCUGGAAAUCAAAAGAGAAACGAUAUUUGGAAGCUGGCGGGAAAGCGGGGGAAAAGAAUGCGAAACAAACGACCUUGUUAAAAUAA
Messenger RNA from Paracoccidioides lutzii Pb01, 2712 nucleotides. RefSeq lists its product as hypothetical. The coding region runs from base 1 to 2712 and encodes 903 amino acids. The record is from RefSeq and is a predicted model, not a curated record. The transcript has a single exon.